This is a messenger RNA of Auanema sp. JU1783, 1947 nucleotides long. NCBI's taxonomy places the organism in Eukaryota, Metazoa, Nematoda, Chromadorea, Rhabditida, Rhabditidae. The record is from the annotation of a GenBank genome assembly.
AUGGGCGUAAGAGGAGAUUCUGGACAUCAAAGAGCGAAACCAGUACCUACAGCUGAGCAACUGCGGUUCGCACAGCUUAAUUUGGAAGGCAAAUCGACUGAUGAUGAUCCUAAAUAUAUCCAAAAGCUCAUUAAAGAGGUGAUCGAAACAACCCGAUGCUCACAAGCGCAAGCUGAACUUGCGUUGUAUGAUAAUGAUAAUGAUCUCGCCGCCGCUGUUGAUUACAUAUUGGAACAUGCUUCUGAAGUUGAAAGUUGGACCGAACAGAAGAGUAAGAGAGAAAAGAAGAAAGAGGAGGAAGAAAGAAGACCAACACGUGGCUAUUCCUCUAACAGAGGACGUGGUGGUUUCACAGAACGAGGAGGAAGAGGGCGUAGCUCAGGUGGACCAUCUGCAGCUACUAAGACUGCCUUCAGCACAUCACAAAGAGGAAGAGGAGGAUCUCGGCAACAAAACUCUCGAACCGAUCAAACACAAGCUAAUAAGCCAAUGGAAACAUUCAAUGCAGAAGAAAAUAAGAGUGGUCCCAUGGAGUUCAAAAGAUCAGCAGAACAUGCAUCCGCAGAGCAGACUCCCAGCAGUUCACAAGCUGCUCCUUCGUCUGUUGCACCUGUACCCACAACCGCGGCUGGACCAAUUUCUUUUGCUGCUGUAGCUGCUGCUGCUGCUAGAAAAGAUCAACAGAAACAACAGACUCCCACGCAACUUGCUCAGCCAGUACCAUCAUCAGCAUGCUUUGAUGAAUCAGCAUCUACGAGUGUGCGGAAUGAAGUUCAAGCUGAAGAAAGCUAUCAUUCAGAGCCAGCUCUUGCUGCGGAAGAAGAGCAUGAGACUACUGUGGAAUCAGAAAAUGUGAGCUCCGUUAAUGUUUCAUCCACGGCUAUACAGACCAAUACAUCAUGGACGAAUCAAUUGAAGAAUGAGUUAGGUAUAGGCCUAACGCCUUCAGAAUCACCUCUACGUCAGCAGAAUCAGUUUUCUAGUCCAGUAUCAUACGCUCCAGCUGGCGUUGAAUUUGCUCCUGAAGCAGCAUCCACAAGGCUUGUUGAUUACCAGUUUGGUUUUGUUGAUGUGAGCAACUCCGCUUCUGAUAUUCCGGCACCUCCGGUUCCUUCAGCUCCAACAGAGUCUCCCUUCAACCCAACCAGACAUGGCUCUUCUAACGUUGCACAGAAAGCAGUAGAGCCUGAGAGAUUAUCUAACAACGAGUAUUCUAUUAAGAAUACUUCUCCUACUGCUCCAUACGGUCAAUCAACAUCACGUUCCUUGGGUUUUGGAGACGCUUCAUCUGUUUCAUAUAACCCUUCGCUUUCUGAUCGUGUAUCUACGUCAAAACCCUCUCAUGUACCACCUCCACAACAGCAGAAUCAACCUCUACAGCAGCAAGCGCAAACACCACAGCAGCACCAAAUGUUCCCUCAUCCUUAUACAUUCAACUAUAUGUACAAUGGUGUUAGAGCGGAUGACCCAUACUCUGCUGCGUUACUGCAGUAUCCUCUGGCUGGAAUGGGUGUUGACUUCUCUUCCAUUUUACCGGUUACGAAUACUCUAUCUCAGUCUGGAAACGGACAACAGCUUCAAGGCAAUCAGCACAGAUCAGAUUCUCAUUCCAUGGACGGCAUAAAGUAUCAAUCUCAGAGUAGUCGUGAACAGAGUCAACAAGGCUCCAACGUUGCUCCUCCGCCAGGGUUCGCCAACCCAUCUUAUAUGAAUCAACCACCACUAUCAUCAUUAUUCAUGCAGCAGUACACUCCAAUGCAAUUCUCUUACAUGAUGCCCAAUGUUGGUAAUGCUGGAAGACAAAUGUACCAGGAGGAGGAUCGCAAAUCUUACGAUAAGAUGUCAGGAGCAAAACAAGCUCAGGCUACUCCACCACCCCAUCAUUACAAUCAUAAUGGAGGUAAUUACAUGAAUAUUAACAAGAAGCAGUAUAACUGGAACAACUAA